This is a messenger RNA of Drosophila ficusphila, 549 nucleotides long. RefSeq lists its product as uncharacterized. Lineage: Eukaryota; Metazoa; Arthropoda; Insecta; Diptera; Drosophilidae. The coding region runs from base 1 to 549 and encodes 182 amino acids. The record is from RefSeq and is a predicted model, not a curated record. The transcript has 3 exons.
AUGUGGUCCAAAUACGUUCUUAUCUUUGGGGCAGUUCUUGCCUUUAACUUUGCAGUGGAUUUACAGGAUGCAGUUGUUUUCAAGUUCUCGAAUUUCCAGUGCAAGAGUUACAACGAAUCGUGGUUCGUUUUCAACUAUUAUCGUCUGAAGGCCGUCAGUCGGGACAGGGUUCUGCUUAAUAUGAAUGGAACUAUUCUGCAUCCGGCUUACAACAUUAAAGCUCACGUAAAAGUCUAUAAAAAGGCCAAUGGUUUCAAGCCAUGGGUACUGGAGGCCACUACUGACGCGUGCAGCUUUAUAAAGAAGCGCAGUGAUCCAUUCUUAAGAAUCGUCUACAACAUCUUCAAAGAAUUCACGAACAUUAAUCACUCCUGUCCCUACGUGGGUCACCAACUUCUCAAAGAUUUUUAUCUGAAACGGGAGUUAUUAGUUCUACCCCUUCCAUCUGGAGAGUAUUUGCUGGCUAUGCGGUGGUACUUCGAUAAGGAACUCACAUUCGAUACCAAUGUCAGUUUUAUUUAUAUGGAAGAUCUGCUAAAAAGAACAUAG